GUAGCCACUGUAGCUAUUGUAGCUACUAGUAAUUGCAACUGAUGGAAGAGUAAGAGUGUACCCAUACAAUUUUUGUACCCUAGAGCUAGAAUCUACAAGAAUACGUUCCAAUAUAAUUUGAAGAGUUAUCAACAGGUUUUAGAGGCUACCUACCGUGUAUUUAUCUUUUCUUUACCUUAUGUGUGACACGAGACAUUCUUGCAAACACGAUGGCCGUCUUACGUACUAGGACUAUUGCGCUCAACGACUGUUUGCUGUUCUGGCAUGGCGAGGCAGCUGCGCAUGCGCACCUAUUCUCUUGCGAAUUCAUGUAGCAACAUUGUAGUUGUAAACCGCUCUAUAUAGCAUUACAGCAACAGAAGAAGUACGAAUGGGGGAAAAGCCGGUCUUCUCGACUCGAGCGCACGUCUUCCAACUUGACCCUCAAACCAAGAAAAACUGGAAGCCAGCCUCGAAGACGGCGAUUCCCGUGGCGUUCUAUCAUGACUCUACCCGUAAAACGUACAGAAUCAUAUCCGUCGACAGUGGGAAGCCUCUUGUCAACAGCACGAUAACGCCAAACAUGAACUUCACGAAGACGUCGCCGAAAUUCGGACAGUGGACGGACGUGCGCGUCGCGACGAUCUACGGUCUCGGAUUCUCGACUGAAACAGAACUCAAUAAGUUUGUUGCACAGUUUGAUGAUGCGAAGGCUGCGACGAAGGCGGCGGUGAGCGAGUCUGGAGCGUCUUCUAUGGCUCGGCAGCGUGUGACUGCGAGUCCGACUGGUAGUUCGUCGUCUUCGCAUUCUGAGCAGUCCGAGAGCAACUCCGGGAUGUCAAACGGAACGUCGUCGAACGAUGUCGGGAAAUCGACUUCUCUGGAGGAAAGGCCAACAGCCAAUGGUCCUGGUAUUGGUCCUAGAAAGGCUUCGAUUUCUGGACCUUCUGGAUCUUUGGAGGGACAACUUCAGGCUUUGAAGUAUGAGAAUGAUCGACUGAAGAUUGCCUUGGCAACAAGUUCAAGUCAUGGGAAGAAGUGGGAAUCCGAGAUGCAGACACUAAAAAAUAACAAUGCCAAAUUGACGACGGCAUUGCAGGAGAGUUUGUCUCACGUGGAAGAGUGGAAGAAGCAGCUGAGACACUAUGAAGAGGAAAGUGGAAAGCUAAAGCAGAGGGUUCAAGAACUAGAAGCGGCACAAGCUGACGCGGGUAGCCGUACUAACGAUACGACUGCAGCAUUGACGGAGCAAAUUCGUGGACUAGAACAGAAAGUCGAAGAGUUACAGAUCGAUAUCACCAACAAAGAUCAGGAAAUCUCGAGAGUAUCUGAGCAGCUAGAUGAAAUGUCAGUCAUCAAGUCAGAAAACCAGACUCUCAGUGAGCAACUAAAUUUACUCGAGGAAGAGAAGACCCAGUUGGCCGACCAACUGAGUGACACACAAGACAGAUUACAAGUUGCGAGUAUCGCGUUUGACAUGCGACUACAGCAACUCGCUGAGAAACACAAGGAAGUAGGUGACAGACUUCGAGAGGCUUUGAACAUUCAUCAACUGAUGGAAGAAGAUUUAAAAUAGUAGAGUUCUGUUGUAGUGUUAUUUUUCAUUUUUAUGUCACAAGUGUAUGCAUACAUACAUACCCAUGAAAUGAAGUACAGUACUAGUUUUAUAUACAUUUAGUUGUGGUUCACAUCAAGAUGACAAGGUUGACAGUUAAGAGUUUGUCUGCUUUUCUAUUGGAUCAUAUGUAAAGUAUGUUGCAAAUAUGUAAUCUGAUUUCUUAGUGGAAGGAGAUGCCUUCCAUGCACUGA
Corticium candelabrum is the source of this 1788-nucleotide messenger RNA. Its product is annotated as homer protein homolog 2-like. NCBI's taxonomy places the organism in Eukaryota, Metazoa, Porifera, Homoscleromorpha, Homosclerophorida, Plakinidae. The transcript is spliced from 8 exons. The record is from RefSeq and is a predicted model, not a curated record. Gene Ontology annotation, molecular function: G protein-coupled glutamate receptor binding. Gene Ontology annotation, biological process: G protein-coupled glutamate receptor signaling pathway; regulation of store-operated calcium entry. Gene Ontology annotation, cellular component: plasma membrane; cytoplasm. The coding region runs from base 371 to 1555 and encodes 394 amino acids.